AUGAGCUAUCAACAGUGGCGCCCCGGUAAGCGGGUUGCUAUUGCCGGAGGAGGCCCCGGUGCCAUCUCAACUGGCCUCGCAUUUCUCAAACGCGGAUACGAUGUGCGCAUAUUCGAGCGGCAACCUGAAUGUAAAGCCAUCGGAGGCGCUGUCCUCCUGUCCACCCCUGUGUUGGCGGUUCUACGGUCUUACGGAAUGAGCUUGGAAAACGUGGGCUCUUAUACAGUCACGUACUUCAAAAACAAGGCGGGUUUAGAACGCCUUAAACUGCCUUUUAAUGCUGAAGUCGAAAGAUGCAUGGGUAUUAAAGGUUGGCAUUAUGGAGUCUUGCGCUCAUCUGCCUUCAAGAAGAUGCUUGAGCUUGUUCCAGAAGGUGUUAUCUAUAUCGAUCACGAAUUCGCCAAGUACAGUGAACUAAACGACUCUGUGGAGGUUGAAUUCACAAACGGGAAGAAAAUAACGGCUGAUAUCCUUGUCGGUGCUGAUGGGAUCAGGUCGAAAGUUUCAAGGCAGGCAUUUGGUGAUCCGAAGCUUUUUCACACGGGAAUUCGUCUCUGGUUGGCCUGGUGUGAUUAUAUACCAGGGAUUCCAGAGAAUUAUGGUAUGGUCUCACAUGACUCGCAAUACCAGGCCAGCUUCUUCCCAAUGUUGCACGAUGGCAAGCCGGGGUUCGAAUGGUGGGUUGUGGAACCGUCCUGGGAAGGAAAACUAAUACCAGAAAACCCUAAGGCGCAUCUCACCAAUAUUCUUAAGGAUUGGGGACAGCCCAUGCCUCGUUUUCUGGAAGUCACCGACUUCGACACCCAGGUGUAUCGAUGGGAAAUCUAUAACCGACCAUCGAUGAAUAAAUGGUCGACUGGACGGAUUGCUUGCGUUGGGGAUGCCGUGCACCCAGUAUCACCCUAUGCAGCUUAUGGUAUGGGCAUGGCGAUAGAAGAUGGCUAUUACCUUGCCAAAUCUCUUGACGGUGUUGACCUGCGUGAUCCGCGAGCAGUCGCUGCCGGUUUUGAGAUUUAUGAAAAGCAGCGGGUAGACUAUGUCAACCACAACAUGGAAUUUGCGCGUUUUCUUGGACAUAUGUUUCAUGGUUUGCCUUGGCCUCUUGCAAAACUUCGUGACUUGAUAUUUGACUACACUCCCGCGCUGAGUAAGUACCUGAAAACAGGUUAUCUCAAAAAGGCCGAAGAGGAAACAAUGAACUUGAAGGAGCUUCAAGUCAUUAAAGAAUGA
Penicillium angulare is the source of this 1230-nucleotide messenger RNA. RefSeq names its product FAD-dependent oxidoreductase. The transcript has a single exon. The record is from RefSeq and is a predicted model, not a curated record. NCBI's taxonomy places the organism in Eukaryota, Fungi, Ascomycota, Eurotiomycetes, Eurotiales, Aspergillaceae. The coding region runs from base 1 to 1230 and encodes 409 amino acids. Gene Ontology annotation, molecular function: FAD binding.